CUCAGAGCCACUCAGGUGCUGCUGCAGUUGGUGCGACCUCCACCGACGUUUCCAGGCUUGGCAGGAACCGCCUGCACAGGAAGCAAGUGAAGAAAAAGAUGCAUGAACGGACCAGCAUCAUGUGUAAUCACAGCAACAGAGAACUCCAGUAUGAGGGACCGUAAACGACACUGCUGGACUGAGGUGCUGGAUGUUCUCUGUCCACAUGAAGGACUUCAGCAAUCAUUCUCACUGCGAGACGGAUUCAAGGAAGUCUGGAAAACCAACAGGGGGCGUCUCCACCCUGCACACCCUCCUCCUCCUCCUCCUCCUCCUCCUCCACCACCCCCCCUCCAGUGCGGUGGAAGAAGGAGGUAUUGGGGAUCUCCUCCUAGACAACAAACCCACAUUCAAUGAGGGGCGCACGGAUUACGUCACGCUCCGUGAGCGGGAUAUAACGGAGGUGGCGGGUUGCGCUCGGAGCUUUUCCUUGGAGGAGACAACGGGAGCAUCAUGCCGAGCCCGCGGAGAGAUCUGAGCUCUGUAGCGCAGCUUGUCACGAAAAAAUAGUUCACACUGAUGAACUCUUUCAUUUCUGUCGCGGAUUUUCAUCAUGGGAAGACUUUAGGGGAGGCUGAAGACGCAGGUUUGGAUACGGCUCACGCGUAAUUGCGCACAAGCAAGUGGCCCUAGCAGCUCCCUCCUGUGCGCGCUUGUCUCCCCGCCAUCGGACAUGGAUCAGUCCCAGCAGUGUUUAGCCAUGUAUCUGCUGGUGCUCUCCCUCGGACUCCUGAUGGACAGCGGGAUUUGUCAGCACUACUACCUUCUCCGCCCCAUCCCGAGUGACAGCUUGCCGCUUGUGGAAUUAAAAGAGGACCCGGACCCCGUCUUCGACCCCAAGGAGCGGGACCUUAACGAGACCGAGCUCAAGAGCGUCCUGGGGGACUUUGACAGCCGCUUUUUGUCCGUUUCACCGCCCGUGGAGGACAAAUUCACCGGGAACGACGAGCUCGACGACCUUGAGAUCCAAAAGCCCGGUGGAGUACUGCCGAAGGAAAUCCGAGCGGUGGACUUCGACGUUCAGUUCGGCAAGAAGCACAAGCCCAGUAAGAAACUGAAGCGGCGGCUGCAGCAGUGGCUGUGGGCGUACUCGUUCUGCCCGGUCGUGUACACGUGGACCGACCUGGGCAACAGGUUCUGGCCUCGAUUCGUGCGGGUGGGCAGCUGCCUCAGCAAGAGGUCGUGUUCGGUCCCGGAGGGGAUGGUGUGUAAACCGGCGAACUCGACCCACCUGACGAUACUGAGAUGGAGAUGCGUGCAGAGGAAAGGCGGACUGAAAUGCGCGUGGAUACCGGUGCAGUACCCGAUCAUCACAGACUGCAAAUGCUCCUGUUCGAGUUAAAAAACGACAACAGAAGAAGAAAUCAAAGACUCUGAGAGUAAAUUAUAAGCUCAUUAUUUUUGUGAUUCUUUUCUCACGUGCACUACCGAGUGUAGGAAUGUAUUUUCUGUAUAUGCGGUGCCAUGCAGUUAUAUAUAUCUCACUGUACAAAGUCAGUAUUAUUUGUAACCAGAGUCUACUUUAUUUGAGGAGAAUAUCGGUUCUAUAUUUUGUAUUUAUGGAGACUUGGCGCAUAGAGCCACGUCAGGACUCGCUGUUUUCCAUAUUUGGAUGAAGCAGAUCGACCUCAGAGUUGGAUUAUUGAUACAGCCAUAACUUGUUUUAUCCUGUAAAUUAAGGAAAUGUGCUAUUUAUUCUUUAUAUUCGUACAAUAAAACGACACUGAAAUGAUU
Molecule: messenger RNA, 1773 nt
Organism: Scatophagus argus
Lineage: Eukaryota; Metazoa; Chordata; Actinopteri; Scatophagidae
Gene: nog1
Product: noggin 1
Exons: 3
Coding region: 713-1381 (222 amino acids)
Biological process (GO): dorsal/ventral pattern formation; osteoblast differentiation; negative regulation of cell differentiation
Source: RefSeq, a predicted model, not a curated record